GAUUAAGUGUUUGUUUAAGAUGAGCACAUUACAAGGAAGCUUUCUGAUAAGGCAUGGUCAGGUGAACAACAUUCAUCUCAACAGUAUCGUGUGCCAGGAGGAGGAGGAACGCAAGUGCAGAGUGAACAGGGAUAUGAAAACAUAAUAGAGGAACUGAGUUAUCCUUGUGACAUCAAGGUUCAAAUUUCUUGGCAAACACUCAAUACAGGUGUAAUCUUGAGAUUCCCAUACCACGUUUAACUAAUCAACAACCCAGAGACCUUUUCAACAUAUUCCAACAGAACAAACCAACAAAGCCACCGAUGAAAGUUAAAUUUUAAAAGGACCGUUACUCUGGACUACAACAAGAUAAGAUGGCUGGUCUACUUCAUCAGCUGUUGUCAGUUACAGUUGUUCUUGGUGCUGUUCAACUCAUAACUGGUUACAGCUUCAAAAACUGCAUUGCAGACCCACGCUCAAAUGGAUCACUCUUCAACUGCAUCAGUCGAAAGGAAGAGAAGAUGUCUGCUAUUUUACAUGACCUGCCAACAUCUGCCAUCCAUCUCACCAUCUCCAAGACUCAUGUGAAGCACAUCUGCAACUACAGCUUUGUUCAUCUACCAAAGCUUAAAUACCUAAGAAUAGACGAUAACCCCGUGAAUACCAUCGAUCAAUCUGCUUUCCAAAACUUGCAUCAACUUCAGUCUCUAAAUUUAUCUGUUAACAACAUAUCAGAACUGAACCCUUAUCUGUUUAAGGAACUUCACAAUCUCACCUUUCUGUUGCUGUCAGACAAUAAAUUAAAGCAGCUCCCUGAGGGCAUUUUCUCUGCCACUCUCAAUCUAAACACUUUAAACAUGAGGCAAAACCUUCUGACAAAUUUCUCAGAGAUCGCUGAGUCUGUGUCACAUCUAAUGAAUCUGAAAGUAUUAGACCUUUGCUAUAACAGUUUGACCUCUCUCAGCCACUCAAAUGUGUCGCUACCCAAAUCCCUCACUACUUUAUAUAUAUGUAGAAACAAUCUGUUUACAUUAGGAUGUAAAGAUUCAUUUCUCACGUUCAUCAACAUACUAGAUUUGUCAUAUAAUUCUAGGCUCCCUACGACAGCUUUUCAAGGAGUGGAUUUGAGACGUAUAAACUAUCUGCGUUUGCGUUCAACAAAUGUCAGCGUAGUGGAGUUUUUAAACAUCAGCAACGUCAAAGUAAGUCAGGUUGAUUUCUCUGGCCUGGGUCUAAAAAAUGACAGCCUGCUCAUGGAGCUAUGCAAAUUGUUAAUGAGAAAGGUUAAAUGGAUUAAAAAUCUGAACCUGAGUGAUAAUGGGAUUGGGAGUCUAACAAACUACACACUGUACUACUGUCCUAACAUCACAGGGGAUCUGGAUCUAUCCCGCAACAAACUGAAAAGCACAAAUUGUCUUAGCUUUCUCAGAAGACAGGCGCAGAUAAAAAGCUUCAACGCAGAGCAUAACCAUCUCACCUCCCUCCCAUCCUGUAACAAACAAACCAAGGUUUGUUUAAAAAGUCUGGAAGAGCUGAGCUAUCGUUACAACCGCAUUCUCUCAGUGAAUUCCUUUGCUUUCUUUCAUACGCCAAAUAUCAAGACGCUACAACUUAACAUAAACACAAUUGCUUUUCUCGAUCGUAAAGCUCUCAAAGGGCUGAAAAAGCUUGUGAAACUCCGUUUGGACAAUAACCUCUUAACUGAUUUGUUCAAUGAGACUUUUGAAGACAAUAACAAACUACAAGUCCUUAACUUACGCAACAAUCGUAUUUCUGUCAUUUUCAAUGGGACCUUCCUCAUGCUUCGGAAUCUGACAACAUUGGACCUGGGAGGUAAUAAGAUCACUCAUUUUCAGCCAUCAGGUUUUGAUGGACUAAAAAGUCUGUCCAAUCUCUAUCUAGAUGGAAACAACCUCAAACACAUUGACACCUCCAUCUAUCGUGUAUUUCAAGAUACACUCACAGUGCUGGAUUUACAAAGUAAUAAGAUUCGCUUCCUCACUGAAAAUAACAGCUCACCAUUUAUGAAUCUUAGCAAACUCAGUGAUUUGAAAUUGGAUGGGCAGCGGCCUUAUGGCAUGACCGUUUUGCCCCACACUUUUUUUCGUGGCCUCUACUCACUAAAAUCUCUGUAUCUCACCAACAAUAACAUCUUUCAUCUGCCUCCUGAUGUAUUUGAUGAUCUGACAAGCUUACAGUUCCUCACACUGGAUAAGUGCUGUGUUGGGGUGACACAACUAGUACCAGGAGUCUUUAAAAAUCUAAGAAAUUUGACCAAAUUGACUGUAGAAAGUAUGGGCAUUCAGAACUUCUCUAAGGAGGUUUUUGGGAAUCUUAUACAGUUAAGCUCACUGCAGCUCAACCGCAAUGUGAUGCAGAGCAUUCAUGUAGAUGCACUACAGAGUCUACCAAAACUCCGCUACCUUGACAUACGUAACAUUCCUUUAAGCUGCACCUGCAAGAACAGCUUGCUGCAAAACUGGACAAUAUAUAACAAAAAUGUCCAGGUUGUAUAUCUCUAUAAUCUACAGUGCCAAAAUGAUGCAAAUUACAAAUUCCACAACUUCAAAACUAACGUUUGUUACAUAGAUCUAGGAGAGUACCUGUUCUUUAGCACAGCGGUGGUGAUCUUCCUGUUCACAGUCACUCCUUUACUUUAUGUCAAACUCUACUGGAAAAUGAAGUACAGCUACUAUGUGUUCCGUUCAUGGUUUAGUGAUCAGUGGCGCAGGCUUAGGGAGGAGGAGGAAAACUGCAAAUAUGAUGCAUUUAUUUCCUAUAAUUCCUCUGAUGACCAAUGGGUCAUGGACCAGUUGCUGCCUAACCUGGAGGGAAAUGGAUCAUCUUUUAAACUUUGCCUACAUCACAGGGACUUUGAACUGGGCCGCGAUAUUGUGGACAACAUUGUCUCUGCUGUAUACAGCAGCCGUAAAACUAUUUGUGUGGUGAGCAGGAAUUUCCUACAAAGUGAGUGGUGUUCACUAGAAAUCCAGCUUGCCAGCUACCGACUCUUUGAUGAGCACCGAGAUGUUCUUCUGCUCGUGUUCUUGGAGCCAAUCUCUGAGAGGCAGCUGUCAGCCUAUCACCGCAUGCGGAAAGUCAUGUUAAAAAAGACUUAUUUGCAGUGGCCUGACUCAGACUGCACUAACCCAAUGCAGGCCCAAGAACUGUUUUGGAAUCAGCUGCGUAGGGCAAUGAGAAUGGGGAGCAGACUCAAAAUGGAAGAAAAUAUCAACAACGAAGGUUGUGUUAAUGCUGAAAGUGAAGAAACUGAACCUUUUGAGACAUCAGAUGAAGAAUAUUACUUGCUACCUUAAAACGAUUUGAGGAUUUUAC
Seriola aureovittata is the source of this 3315-nucleotide messenger RNA. It is a transcript of the gene tlr21, whose product is annotated as toll-like receptor 21. Gene Ontology annotation, biological process: inflammatory response; immune response; toll-like receptor signaling pathway. Gene Ontology annotation, molecular function: transmembrane signaling receptor activity; protein binding. Lineage: Eukaryota; Metazoa; Chordata; Actinopteri; Carangiformes; Carangidae. The transcript has 3 exons. The coding region runs from base 354 to 3296 and encodes 980 amino acids. The record is from RefSeq and is a predicted model, not a curated record. Gene Ontology annotation, cellular component: membrane.